This is a messenger RNA of Rhinocladiella mackenziei CBS 650.93, 2109 nucleotides long. RefSeq names its product N-acetylglucosamine-6-phosphate deacetylase. Bases 1 to 2109 code for a protein of 702 amino acids. The record is from RefSeq and is a predicted model, not a curated record. Gene Ontology annotation, molecular function: N-acetylglucosamine-6-phosphate deacetylase activity. The transcript is spliced from 3 exons. NCBI's taxonomy places the organism in Eukaryota, Fungi, Ascomycota, Eurotiomycetes, Chaetothyriales, Herpotrichiellaceae. Gene Ontology annotation, biological process: N-acetylglucosamine catabolic process.
AUGCUAGCGAUAUCAAUGCCACCGCCGGCACCUCACCUUCUCAGCCCAGUCAACUCUCUGUCUCCGAUCUCUCCAGAAAAUCUCCGAGGUCUUCAUCCCAUGUCAUCAGGAAAGCGGCCGAAGCUGUCGCUGAAAACUUCCGAUCUUACCCCAGCGUAUAGCAACUCGGGCAACAGUCGAAAUGCUAUUGCCACUGAUGCAACUGAAACUCCUACCACAUUGAACACAUUUGUCAAUACCUUCGACCUCACAUACAGACCAUCGCCAGUUUCCAUAGCCCCUUCCUCUGGCGCGCAUUUCCAGCAGAGAACAACCGGUCGCCCACCAUCACCAACUACGAAAUCGUUGGAUCAGCCUUACAAUCUGAAUUUGCCGUUCGGAGUGCAACCGAUACUAAAAAAUAGUCCUUUACUCCGGGAUGUUCGUCGUCUGUCCACCUGUUCGGCAGGCUCAACCCCUCGGCUUGCUGGAAGACGAGUUUUCUUCCCAGCACCCAAGAAGGUAGCUUUUCGCGCGGUACUGGAAGAGAACAUUGUCACGAAGGAGUAUGUUAUGCGCCACGUUGACCUGAGCUCUUCGGAGGAUGAAUCUAAUUCUUCCGAUGCGGAAAAGUCGAUUGAAGCCUCACCUGAUGAAGGUGGAAAUUUCGUCAACGACCGCCAAAUUCGUGUAGAUGAAUAUUCGUCACGGGGGAGGAAGAAACGGAAGUCGAGGACUGUUUCCGAUAUUUCCACACAAGAGAUUGACCGUGGUAGGGGUAAGAGGUCACGAAGUAUCUCUGCAGGCAGAACCAAGCGAAAGAGAAGGAGAUGGGAAUGGACGCUAGAGACCAUGGAAAAUACUAAGGUCGCAUCUGAGAAGGACGACCGAGAUGGUGAAGGUGAUAAAAGACCUGCAGUGACUGAAUCUCAGUCCAUGGGAGGUCGCGAUGGUCCUGACGGAGCCGAUCAGGUUGAGCAGGACGCAGACGGCCAAUCCGAUCUCUACUUCAGCUCUGACACAGGUAUCAUCACACCGAAUUACUACUAUCGAAUAGACGGCGUUGAGAGGAUAGAUUUGAAUGGUCGAGUGGUUGCGCCCGGGUAUCUGGAUCUGCAAACCAAUGGCAUGAACGGCGUCCACUUCGCACAAUUGGCUAGGGACAAUGACAGUUUGGGAGACGAGCGGAAGUUAGAACAAGUCAGCAGAAUGGAAGUCAGUCAUGGCGUGACGGCCUGGUACGCGACCGUGCCUACUGUGGACGUUUCCCGGUGGAAAAAGAUAGUCCCGGCCUUGAAACCACGAACAUUUGACAUGGGGGCAGAACUACUCGGUGCCCAUGUCGAGGGACCGUUCCUCAAUCCUUCAAAAAGGGGAGCACACAAUGCCGCGUAUCUGCGGGAACCGGCACAGAUAUCCCCUUCGAUCCUGUACGGGGAUGAGAAUCUCAAGGACACGGUGAAAUUGAUUACAUUGGCUCCGGAACUGCCCGGGUCUACAACACUUAUUGGACAGCUACAGGAAGAGUUUCCUCACGUUAUCAUCUCGUUGGGUCAUUCGGCGGCGACGUACGACGAGGGCCUGGCAGCACUCCAGUUGGGUGCUCGAGCACUGACGCACGUCUUCAAUGCAAUGGGGCCUUGGCAUCACAGAGAUCCUGGACUGGCAGGACUCAUAGCAACUGGGAAAUGCUAUUUUUCUAUCAUUCCGGAUGGAAUUCACCUACACCCUUCAGUCUUAACUUUGUGCAUGCGUGCAGAUCCAAGGAAGUGUGUCUUCAUCACUGAUAGUAUUGAACUGGCCGGAUUACCCGAUGGCGUCUACCCGGGACAUGAUCAAAUUUCCAGCCGCCAGCUCAAACAGGGCAACAAGGUUACAAUCGAGGAUACAGACACGCUCAUCGGGAGUUGUUGUACGUUGGACGAAUGCGUGCGGAACGCGAUGGCAUUUACUGGCUGCAAUCUGGCCGAGGCUGUGCAGUGUGUAACAGAGAACAUUGCAGAUAUGAUGGGAGAGAGUAAGAGAGGAAGGCUUGAAUCUGGACGGAGGGCCGACUUCGUUAUUCUGGAUCAGGAGGGACAGGUUGAGGAGACAUGGACGAGUGGGAGUAAGAUCUGGUCGAAGUCAUGA